CCUCCAAAGCUGUCACACGGAAAGGCCUACGGUCUGGCUUAAGAAGAACCAUGGCAGACCAGGCAUAUGUUACCCUUGCCACAAAUGAUAAUUAUGCCAAAGGAGCCAUGGUGCUUGGGCAGUCCUUGAAGAACCACAAUACAUCAAGGAAGCUAGUAGCCCUCGUUGGCCCCAACGUAGCAGAACCAUCAAGAGAAGUGCUUCGUAAGAUCUAUGAUGAAGUGAGGCUGGUGGACGUGUUGGACAGCCAGGACACAGCACAUCUUGCCCUCAUGAAGAGGCCAGACCUAGGCGUUACAUUCACAAAGUUUCACUGCUGGACCCUCACACACUACUCCAAAUGCGUGUUCAUGGACGCUGACACACUGGUACUGUCCAAUAUUGACGAAUUGUUUGACCGAGAAGAGUUGUCAGCUGCGCCUGAUCCUGGUUGGCCAGACUGCUUCAAUUCUGGUGUUUUUGUUUUCCAUCCAUCUAACGAGACAUAUGGGAAACUUCUCACGGCCUCCUUAGAGUAUGGCAGCUUUGAUGGUGGGGAUCAAGGAGUCCUCAAUAGUUUUUUCAGUGACUGGGCAACAGCAGAUAUUUCUAAACACCUUCCUUUCAUCUACAACCUCAGCAGCAUCGCCAUUUAUUCCUAUCUGCCCGCGUUCAAGCAAUAUGGUGGAGACGCAAAAGUAGUCCACUUUCUGGGUAAAGUCAAGCCAUGGAACUACACUUAUGAUGCAAAGACCAAAUCGGUAAAGGGACACUCCCAGGAUGACACCAACUUACACCCACACUACCUGCUUCAGUGGUGGGAUCUGUUCUCCUCAAAAAUCGUGCCCCUGAUGAAGACAGAGUAUGGUAGCCAGCCCUUCCAUUCAGGUUGUGUGGAGACUGAAAUUCAUGAGAGUGUCGCCCAGAUGCACGUGUCCAACCCACCCCCACCCCCCCAGAUCUCCUCUCAAGAGCGCAAGAGCAAGUGGGAACAGGGCCAAGCAGACUAUAUGGGCAUGGACUCUUUUGAAAACAUUGAGAGAAAACUUGAUUCUUUCCUGAAGUAAAGGGUACUGUGUGGACGUUUGAUCAGGUUUGGUUCUUUACAGCUGCGUUCCAGGUCUAUGGUGAAAUAAGCAACAAGAUCCAAAAAACUGCUGUAUUUGAUUUAGAGUGUUCAUGUUUCAGACGAUUUUCAUGCAUUUUGUCUUGUUUCCGUUUUAAUCCUAUGAGCUCACCAGUAUUGUUGGUCACCCGAUGCCAUAACUGUUUUUAUACCAGUUCAGAAUGACUAUGCAGCUCUGCUAUUUCACCUUCUGCUUUCUGAUUUCACCACCCACUGUGAUGCAAGAGUUGACUAAGAUGGGUCAUUAGAAUUACAUAGUAUGUAACCUUGCAGUGCUUAAAACACACCCAGUUUCUCAGAAGUGAGGACACAUAAGGCAAUAUGACAUUUUUUUUAAAAAAAAUGUACAGAAGUCCUAGUCUUAUUUUAAACCUCAUUUUAAACAUUUCAUGUGAUUCAUGCUGACUCAGCUCAAGUAUUUCAUUGUGUACAAUACCUUGUGCUGUGUGGCGCAUACUUGGGUUACCUUAACUAUGUUACAAUAGCUAUUUGUACAUUUUAAGCAUGUAUGUGUCAGCUGUUUUCAGAGGAAAAAUUAAAUAGGCAUUGCAAGUCCCAA
Chanos chanos (milkfish) is the source of this 1664-nucleotide messenger RNA. RefSeq names its product glycogenin 1a (gene gyg1a). Lineage: Eukaryota; Metazoa; Chordata; Actinopteri; Gonorynchiformes; Chanidae. Bases 51 to 1046 code for a protein of 331 amino acids. Gene Ontology annotation, molecular function: glycosyltransferase activity. The record is from RefSeq and is a predicted model, not a curated record. The transcript is spliced from 7 exons.